UCGCCUACGGCCGCUGUUGCAGGAGCAGGCGAAUUUGAGACAACGCACAGCGAGGAUUUCUUCACUACGGAAGUGGAAAGCCCGAUGGGGGAGGAAGAACAAUCCGCGCCGGAGGAGGGAGCAAACUCAACAACCCUGCAGUCAAGGGAGACCACUGGAGAUGGGGAUGCGCAGCCAGUACAAGAGAGCAUGGCGUCUCUGGCUGGAAGUGAGGGAUUGCUGCCCAAACAAAGCGAGGCCCCUGUUCCAGAAAAUAACCACUCCGAAUCCGGGAGCGGCGCGAGCCAAGAGGACCGCCUUGCCCUGCUCAACGACGCGAAACUGAUGCUGCAUGAUUGGAAUGUCGACAGCACUGCGCGUGUGUGCGUGUCUCGGGUGUCGAUGCUUCUUCUUCUGGGGCUGUGUGGAGCUGUGGCAGCAUUGUGA
Messenger RNA from Trypanosoma cruzi, 426 nucleotides. RefSeq names its product trans-sialidase, putative. The annotation marks the transcript as partial. The transcript has a single exon. The record is from RefSeq and is a predicted model, not a curated record. NCBI's taxonomy places the organism in Eukaryota, Euglenozoa, Kinetoplastea, Trypanosomatida, Trypanosomatidae.